AUGUGUUUUUUGUACAUUCUUUUGUUCUCGUGUUUAUAUUUGGCGGCCCAUGGACAAAUCCCUGUGGAUUACGGUAAAACUGUCGAAUGGGGUAAGUGGCAGGUUUUAAAUGGAGUUUUGGAUAUAAUCCAUGAGAUUUUUACUAAAAAAAUAUGUAUCUUUGCAUAAAAGAAGUGUAGGUAAAAGUUUUUGCUCUCAGAACGUCGCACGCUCUACUGUGACUCCACUCACGAUCAAAUCAACUCCGGGUUGUGCUGGCUAACCGUCGGAAAAGACGGCCAACCGAAGCCGGCCAGGUGCAAUAAAGAGUUGGCAAGAUUGGAGAACAACCAAGAAGAGGUCAGAUUUACGUGUGAUAUCGAGUGUGAUGGAGCUGACAGAGACUCUGUGGUCUCCAAGUACCCCAACUCCAACCGGCAUUGCAUCAGAUUCUGGUCAUACAACACCCAGAGAGUCGAUGAGAUCUAUGGGAAACCAAAGUGGUAUAUCUGGAGAAAUGGGCUCUGCGCGAUGGACAGGAUCUCCCUGGAGGUCCAUUGUGGAUUCCCUAGUACAACCUAA
Molecule: messenger RNA, 561 nt
Organism: Bursaphelenchus xylophilus (pine wood nematode)
Lineage: Eukaryota; Metazoa; Nematoda; Chromadorea; Rhabditida; Aphelenchoididae
Source: the annotation of a GenBank genome assembly